Messenger RNA from Cygnus atratus (black swan), 4065 nucleotides. It is a transcript of the gene PCDH9, whose product is annotated as protocadherin 9. The transcript is spliced from 4 exons. Gene Ontology annotation, biological process: homophilic cell-cell adhesion. Gene Ontology annotation, molecular function: calcium ion binding. Gene Ontology annotation, cellular component: plasma membrane. NCBI's taxonomy places the organism in Eukaryota, Metazoa, Chordata, Aves, Anseriformes, Anatidae. The coding region runs from base 454 to 4065 and encodes 1203 amino acids. The record is from RefSeq and is a predicted model, not a curated record.
GCAGAGCGGAAAAUACCCCUGAUCUAAAGAAGUGCACCGGAUUUCUGCUUGCUGUUUGUGCUGUUGCGUGUACGUUAAACACCCGAAGGAUCGCCGCUUAAUAGAAAUGAAACGUGGAAAGGAUGACUAACGACAGAACUGUGAAUUUGUUCCCUGGAGUUGCUAAUUUGCCACCCCGAAGCAACACAUAUCUCAAGGAGGAAGCGUUUGACUGCUGCUGAUUUCUCCAAAACUGGUGGUUUACCAGAUGCAUUGUGCUUUAUCUGCUGGAACAGAUCAUUGCUUAGCUGCAGCAGAUCGUCAAAGGUAGACAACCAACUGCUGUCUCCAAGUAAGAAAUGAGAUGUAAUGCAUCCUGCAGUCCAUGCAUGCCUCCUCUUGCAAAUCGCGCAUCAUUUCUCUGUGGAAACCUUUAAGUCCUAAGAUCCAGGAAAAGAGAAUAAAAACAUUAUCAUGGACCUGAGGGAUUUUUACCUGUUGGCCGCUUUGAUUGCCUGUUUAAGGCUGGAUUCUGCUGUAGCUCAAGAACUUAUUUACACUAUUAGAGAGGAGCUGCCCGAAAAUGUCCCCAUAGGAAACAUACCAAAGGACCUGAACAUUUCUCACAUCAAUGCUGCCACGGGGACCAGUGCCAGCCUUGUCUACAGACUGGUGUCUAAAGCAGGGGAUGCCCCUCUGGUCAAAGUGUCCAGUACCACCGGAGAAAUCUUUACGACAUCUAACAGAAUAGACAGAGAAAAGCUCUGUGCCGGCGCUUCCUAUGCAGAAGAAAAUGAGUGCUUCUUUGAACUUGAAGUGGUGAUUCUCCCCAAUGACUUUUUCAGGUUGAUCAAAAUAAAAAUAAUUGUAAAGGAUACUAAUGACAAUGCACCUAUGUUUCCAUCCCCUGUCAUCAAUAUCUCCAUACCAGAAAACACUCUGAUCAACAGUCGCUUUCCAAUCCCGUCAGCAACAGAUCCUGAUACAGGUUUCAACGGUGUGCAGCACUACGAGUUGUUGAAUGGACAGAGUGUCUUUGGACUGGAUAUUGUAGAAACUCCAGAAGGAGAGAAAUGGCCUCAACUGAUUGUGCAGCAGAACUUGGAUAGAGAGCAAAAGGACACCUAUGUGAUGAAAAUCAAAGUGGAGGAUGGAGGUACCCCGCAGAAAUCCAGCACAGCUAUCCUGCAAGUCACAGUAAGUGAUGUCAAUGAUAACAGGCCAGUUUUUAAAGAGAGUCAAGUAGAGGUCCAUAUACCAGAAAAUGCCCCUGUAGGCACCUCCGUAAUUCAGCUUCAUGCUACAGAUGCAGACAUAGGAAGCAAUGCAGAAAUCAGAUAUAUUUUUGGUGCCCAAGUUGCCCCUGUGACCAAAAGAUUUUUUGCUUUAAACAAUACCACAGGGCUGAUCACAGUUCAGAGGUCCUUAGAUCGGGAAGAGACUGCUAUUCACAAAGUGACCGUGCUGGCUAGUGAUGGUAGCUCUACACCAGCUCGGGCAACCGUUACCAUCAAUGUCACUGAUGUAAAUGAUAACCCUCCUAACAUAGACCUCAGGUACAUUAUAAGUCCCAUCAAUGGCACAGUGUACUUAUCUGAGAAAGAUCCUGUCAAUACAAAGAUUGCCCUAAUUACAGUUUCAGAUAAGGACACUGAUGUGAAUGGCAAAGUGAUCUGUUUCAUUGAGAGAGAGGUCCCCUUCCACUUGAAGGCAGUUUACGACAACCAGUAUUUGUUAGAGACCUCUUCCUUGUUGGACUAUGAGGGCACCAAAGAAUUCAGCUUUAAAAUUGUUGCUUCUGAUUCUGGCAAGCCCAGUUUGAACCAGACUGCCCUGGUAAGAGUUAAACUGGAGGAUGAAAAUGACAACCCUCCGAUUUUCAGCCAGCCUGUAAUUGAGCUGUCAGUUUCUGAAAACAACCGCCGUGGUCUAUACUUAACAACUAUUAGUGCCACAGAUGAAGACAGUGGGAAAAAUGCAGACAUUGUUUAUCAGCUUGGCCCUAAUGCCUCCUUUUUUGAUCUGGAUCGAAAGACGGGAGUUUUGACAGCCUCCAGAGUUUUUGACAGAGAAGAACAGGAACGAUUCAUUUUCACUGUUACAGCCCGAGACAAUGGCACCCCUCCUUUGCAGAGUCAAGCAGCUGUAAUUGUUACUGUCUUGGAUGAAAAUGACAACAGUCCCAAAUUUACUCAUAAUCACUUUCAAUUUUUUGUAUCGGAGAACCUACCAAAGUAUAGCACUGUGGGAGUGAUCACGGUGACUGAUGCAGAUGCUGGGGAAAAUAAAGCGGUGACCCUUUCCAUCCUGAAUGACAAUGAAAACUUUGUGCUGGAUCCAUUCUCUGGAGUUAUAAAAUCCAAUGUUUCUUUUGAUCGAGAACAGCAGAGCUCCUACACCUUUGAUGUGAAGGCAGUUGAUGGGGGACAACCUCCUCGCUCUUCUACAGCAAAAGUAACCAUAAAUGUAAUGGAUGUUAAUGAUAACAGUCCUGUUGUCAUUUACCCGCCUUCUAAUACUUCUUUUAAGUUAGUGCCACUCUCAGCAAUUCCGGGAUCAGUGGUAGCAGAAGUGUUUGCUGUAGAUAUCGACACUGGAAUGAAUGCUGAACUGAAGUACACAAUAGUAAGUGGAAAUAGCAAAGGUUUGUUUCGGAUCGAUCCAGUGACAGGUAAUAUCACUCUGGAAGAAAAACCAACUCCUAGUGAUGUGGGGCUGCAUCGCUUAGUUGUCAACAUAAGUGAUUUGGGUUAUCCCAAAUCCUUGCAUACUCUUGUGCUUGUAUUUUUGUAUGUGAAUGAUACUGCUGGAAAUGCCUCUCAUAUUUAUGACUUGAUACGCAGGACAAUGGAAACACCUUUGGACCGGAACAUAGGGGACAGUAGCCAACCCUACCAAAAUGAGGACUAUCUCACGAUCAUGAUUGCUAUUGUGGCAGGUGCAAUGGUUGUUAUAGUGGUGAUAUUUGUCACAGUUCUCGUUCGCUGCCGGCAUGCAUCCAGAUUCAAGGCUGCCCAGAGGAGCAAGCAAGGUGCUGAAUGGAUGUCUCCCAAUCAGGAGAACAAGCAAAACAAGAAAAAGAAAAGAAAGAAAAGGAAAUCUCCGAAGAGUUCUCUUUUGAACUUCGUGACCAUUGAGGAGUCCAAACCUGAUGAUGCAGUUCAUGAACCUAUCAAUGGGACAAUAAGCCUUCCAGCGGAGCUGGAGGAGCAAAGUAUAGGAAGAUUUGACUGGGGCACUGCACCACCAACAACCUUUAAGCCUAACAGUCCUGAUCUUGCCAAGCAUUACAAAUCUGCCUCUCCACAGUCUGCUUUUCAUCUCAAACCUGACACUCCAGUUUCAGUGAAAAAGCACCACGUGAUUCAGGAACUCCCGUUGGACAACACCUUUGUUGGUGGUUGUGACACCCUUUCCAAACGCUCUUCCACUAGUUCAGAUCACUUCAGUGCCUCAGAGUGCAGUUCCCAAGGAGGCUUCAAGACAAAGGGCCCCUUACACACCAGACAGUCCCAGCGCCGUGUUACAUUUCACCUCCCCGAUGGCUCCCAGGAAAGCUGCAGUGACAGUGGUCUGGGAGACCACGAGCCAGUGGGUGGUGGAACCCUGAUCUCACACCCUCUCCCUCUGGUUCAGCCGCAGGACGAAUUCUAUGACCAGGCCUCACCGGACAAGAGGACUGAAGCUGAUGGCAACUCUGACCCCAACUCGGAUGGGCCUCUAGGGCCACGAGGAUUAGCUGAAGCUACAGAGAUGUGCACGCAAGAAUGCCUGGUUUUGGGUCAUUCAGAUAACUGUUGGAUGCCUCCCAGCUUGGGAUCAUACCAACAGCCAAAGUCUCCUCUCUCUACCUUUGCACCUCAGAAAGAAUGGGUUAAGAAGGACAAACUAGUUAAUGGACACACAUUGACCAGGACCUGGAAAGAAGAUAGCAACAGAAACCAGUUCAGUGACCGAAAGCAGUAUGGUUCCAGUGAGGGCCACUUCACCACUGGUAAUCACAUGACUGACAUUCCUCUGGCAAAUCUGAAGUCUUAUAAACAGGCCUCGGGAGCUGUUGAGGGUCCAAAGGAGCACCAGCUAUAA